Messenger RNA from Oryza sativa Japonica Group (Japanese rice), 1682 nucleotides. Its product is annotated as probable cinnamyl alcohol dehydrogenase 5. Gene Ontology annotation, molecular function: zinc ion binding; cinnamyl-alcohol dehydrogenase activity. Lineage: Eukaryota; Viridiplantae; Streptophyta; Magnoliopsida; Poales; Poaceae. Gene Ontology annotation, biological process: lignin biosynthetic process. The record is from RefSeq and is a predicted model, not a curated record.
CUGGAGCGUUGCUGGGCUCGCGCGGCCCACAUACGGCGCAGAUCGAUCGGGGCUGUGGGGCCUGCGCGGGAGAGAGCGCAUCUAGCGCGCGAGGCUAUAAAACACGCCGGAUUCUGAUCUCACCGCCCGGCAAGCACGAACACGAUGACAUCGGAUCGGGUCGGUUUCUCUCUUGCUGUCUUCUCGAUCGAUCGAUGGCUCCCACGGCGGCGGCGGGGCUGGCAGCGCGCGACGCGUCCGGCCACCUCUCCCCGCUCACCAUCUCCCGCAGGAGCACUGGAGAUGAUGAUGUGGUGAUAAAGAUUCUUUACUGUGGGAUCUGCCACUCCGACCUGCACAGCAUCAAGAACGAGUGGAAGAACGCCACCUACCCACUUGUUCCUGGGCACGAGAUCGCCGGCGUGGUGACGGAGGCCGGCAAGAACGUGACCAAGUUCAAGGGCGGCGACAAGGUGGGCGUCGGGUGCAUGGUGAACUCGUGCCACUCCUGCGACAGCUGCAACCAGGGGUUGGAGAACCACUGCCCAGGCGUGAUCUUCACCUACAACUCCGUCGACAAGGACGGCACCGUCACCUACGGCGGCUACUCGAGCAUGGUGGUGGUGCACGAGCGCUUCGUGGUCAGGUUCCCGGAGGCCAUGCCGCUGGACAAGGGCGCGCCGCUGCUCUGCGCCGGCAUCACCGUGUACAGCCCCAUGAAGUACCACGGCCUGAACGUCCCCAGCAAGCACGUCGGCGUGCUUGGCCUCGGCGGGCUCGGCCACGUCGCGGUGAAGUUCGCCAAGGCGUUCGGGAUGACGGUGACGGUGAUCAGCUCGUCGCCGGGGAAGAGGCAGGAGGCGCUGGAGCGGCUCGGCGCCGACGCGUUCGUCGUCUCCAAGAAUGCCGACGAGAUGAAUGCCGCGACGGGCACCAUGGACGGCAUCAUCAACACGGUGUCUGCCAACAUUCCGAUCGCGCCGCUGCUGGGUCUGCUGAAGCCCAACGGGAAGAUGAUCCUCGUCGGCCUGCCGGAGAAGCCCAUGGAGAUCCCUCCCUUCGCUCUGGUUGCUUCGAACAAGACGCUGGCCGGGAGCUGCAUCGGCGGCAUGGCGGACACGUAGGAGAUGAUCGACCUGGCAGCGAAGCACGGCGUGACGGCGGAGAUCGAGGUGAUCGGCGCCGACUACGUGAACACGGCCAUGGAGCGCCUCGCCAAGGCCGACGUCAGGUACCGCUUCGUCAUCGACAUCGGCAACACCCUCAAGGACGCCAUCGAGUGAUGCGUCCGGUCCGGUCACUGCUUAAUUUAUCUCUCUGUCCAUUCUGGAACCGGCCAGACUGUCUAAUCGAACGUUUGAUUAGAAAAUGAACAUUUAAAAUAACUUUCGACAGAAAACGGAACAGAAAUCUGUCGGAUUUUUUUCCACCACAGGAUACGUACCCAAAGAAAAGAUUAGGCCUCAAAGGAUUUUGUUUGCACACUACGACAUGGUUAAUCGAUGAAACUAAUUCAGACUUUAUUUCCCGUAAUUUUGCAAACAAACAGUAUGGUUAAACACUAAAUUAGCAUCAAUCAAGCAUUUCUUUACCUAUUACAUGAAGCACGGUACAAAGUUUAGACAUUGCAUAAUUAAACUAUAACUACACUAUAAUUUCCUCUCUCUUUUUUUAAAGAAAUACGGCAGGGGAGGCCCCCACUG